Molecule: messenger RNA, 3120 nt
Organism: Ostreobium quekettii
Lineage: Eukaryota; Viridiplantae; Chlorophyta; Ulvophyceae; Bryopsidales; Ostreobiaceae
Source: the annotation of a GenBank genome assembly
AUGGACGGCAGUGAAGUCGCCUUGGCUCCAAAACAGGGGACUCAGGAGCGGGGCGCCAAGUCAGGAGAGGAGCCUUCCUCUCCCGCCGGCUUCAUGCCUUCCCCCUUGAAGAGGAAGAUCGACACAGAGGGGCACAUGCCUGAGAAGAGACAAAAACUGGGCCAGAGCUCUUCCCAGGUGGCCUCCCCAGGCCUGCAGGAGUCUGUGCAGCCGGCACCAGACGCCUUUGCCUUGGAAUUGAGCCGGAUCCUGGACAGAGUGGGUGGAGUGUCCCUUGUGCGCAACGUGCCCGGGCUGGAGAGGCUCAUGGACUCGGAGCAGAGACUGAACUACCGGUGGACGCUGCUGACUGUGAUCGAGCUGUCAUCGGAGGAGUGCCUUAAGGCCCUUGUGCAGGGCCCUGGUCUGAAGACCUUGGAGAGAUGGCUUAUUGAGGCGCGCGAUGCGGGCAAGUCUGAGUUUCUGGCAAAGAUAAUUUCCCGCCUGGAGGACCUCCCUGUGGACAUCGACUCGCUGAAGAGGUGCACAAUAGGCAAGACAGUGGGCAGCCUGCGUAAGCAUUCGCUGCCCAGUGUGAAGUCCCUGGCGGCCAGGGUUGUGCAGAAAUGGAAGAGCUCACUUGGGGACCGGUCGGGGCAAGCCAAGCAGGACAGGGACGGUGGCAAAAAGGAAGCUCCAAACAAAAGGAAGCCUGUGACAGAGAUGGGCAGGCCAACCAGCAUCCCUGUGCAGCCACAGACUCACAUUGUCAAGGACGAAAGCAGCAGCACUGAUGUGCAGCCAGCAGAUUCUGGGGACCCUCAAUCUGGCGCAAUGGACUCGGAACACACAGUGAAGCAACCGAGGCCCCUGGACGAUGGUGACCGCAAGGCCUCAGAGGCCUCAGGGAGCUCAGAAGCAGAUGCUUCCUUGCAGAACCAUGUGUCAGGGGCAAGCAUCGAACUGGAGUCCAGUCCAAGCAGCAGGAUCGAAGCCGAUGGCAAGGGUAACGAUGGGAGCCAGGAGCCAUCUGCUUGUUCUCAGGAUGCCAAGUUGGAGGGACAGGCUGAUGUGAUGCCGCUGCAGGGGUCGCAGGCAGAGGUGCAGAAGGCUGCACCGCUUGAGAGAAAAGAGUCAGGAACGGGUGCAGCAGCCCCUGCAAAGAGCCGUCCUUCACAGCCCACCUGGCAGGAUGUGUCGCGUGUCGUGAACUACGGCCGUAUCCUUGUGGCUGAAUCUGUGCAGCGAGCCCAGGCCAGGAGCGCAGCAACAGAGACUGAUAAUGGCCAACAAGGCCAAACCGACAAUGCAUCCGCAGACAAGGACUCAGACGGCGAAAGCUGCAGGCCUGGCAGCCCUGGCCAUGAAGCCUUAGCCGAUGCUGACAAUCUGCCAAAGGGAUCGCAACUGGGCACAGAACCGCCCAAGCAGCAGGGAUCAGGUGCCGCUGCGAAAGUUAGAGACGCAUCGGUUGAGGUGGGCUCAUCGGGCAGCGAUAAGCCAGCAGUGUCAGGCGCUGUCGAUCCAGAUGUCAGCCAGCUCAAAAUGCAGCCUUCUGGUAGUGGGGAAGGGAACUUGGCAACUGGCAAUGCUGGCAGCAUGGUUCCCAAUGCCCAAGGCUCUACACCUGUUGCCUCUUCCACUCGUACUCCCACCUCCACUGCCCCUCGAGUACCCCGGCCAUGGCCAACCGCAGAACCCAAAAAGGAGGCCAAGGAGACCAAUCAGGCACUAUGGAAUGCCACCGAUGCAUCCAGCCGCUCAUCACCUUUUCAAGAUGCGAUGACGUCACUGACUCGGAUGCGUGGUCCACCUUUGGCAAAGGGCGCCCGAGCCAAGUGGUCUGAGAGUAACAGGGCCGAGAGGGAGGGUGUUGGGGCAGGACCUGGUCCAGGUCGCCUGGGGGGCCUCAAUUCGGACUUCUUGCCCCAAAGGGGCAGGACAGUUCUGUACGGGGCAGCUGCAAGGGCGGCGAGUGCGGCAGCAAGGUGCCCAUCUCCAGAGCGUCGACCCAAAAAACCCAACGCCAAAAAGGUGUCCUUUGCACCAAACAACGAAAUGCUGACUGUCAGGUGGUUCAAGAAGGACGAUCCACCAACCAGUGUGAAGCAGGAUGCCUUGCUCAAGCCAGAGGAGCUGCAGGAGGAGCAGGUGACAAGCCACGAACUGUUCGAGUCUGCCGCACGGCUGGAGCACAAGAAGGAACACGAGGCGCUGGAGAGGCAACGGCAAGAGCAGGCAGCCAAGAGGAAGGAGAUACAGGGCCGACUGAAUGGUAUGAGACCAGCAACCUCAUGGCAUGCACCACUUGUGGUCACCCUACCCUCUGAAUUGAAGUUGAGGUUCGGGGAAGACAGCGAAGAGCGCAUCAACCAGUGGCACCGCGAUGACAUGCUGGUGCCCGAGAACUACAGCCGGGCUGCCAUGAUCCCAGAUUCGCCAGCAGAGGCCCCCCGCCCAGAGCCUCAGGGCGAUCCACCGGUUGUUAUCCCCUUCGAAGUCCCCGGGAAGCAGAACAGUGAGCCACCUUCAAACAGCAGCCAGCCGGACUCUGGGGCCCAGGUCGCCAGCGCCGCCCCCACCUUAGUCAUCCCGCAGGUUCCGGUCCCAGCGCCCAUCGUGGGCACCCCUGGCACUGCGAUACCACUGCCUGCCGGCUUGCAUCCCGCCGUGGGUCAGUUCCAGCCAGGCCAGUUUAGGCAACUGGGGCAGGGCUUUCAGGCAAGGCCUGGGCAACAGACGAUCGUGGUGCUUCAGCAGGGCAUGCCAAAUGGUGGUCCGAAUCUGAACAUUGUGCCAUCGGUGCCCAUGGGAGGGGGCAUGGGUCCACUGUUCAUCGCGGGGCCUGCUGGGGGGCCACAGGGGCUGGUGCAGAUUGCCCCAGGACAGCAGUGGGGAGUCGCUCCGCAGCAUAACGUGAUGCCACAGUUCACUCUCGUGUGCAACAUGCCUGGGCAAGGCGGCUUCGCCCCACAAACCAUCCUGAACCCCCAGCCGAUGGUCAACAUCGCAGGGGCGCCCACAGCGCCCAUGAAUGGCGACAUUGGCAGCGGGGUGACAAGGGCAAGCCAGCCAAUGGAACGAGAGGGCUGGGCUGGACAGAAGGGCAAUGGCAUCCAGGCACACAGAUUCCAAGGCUGA